AUGUUACGAGGUUACCAGGGACAACAAGGCGCAUGCGCUUAUUGUUUCAUAAUGGCGAGUGACGUUAGGUUGGUUCGAAAACCGAAAAGAGACGAUGAUCCUGUAUUGGUAAGAAAUGAAAUCCCUUCUGAUGAAAUCCUUCAGCACAAGAUAUGGAUAGGAAAUUUGGACAGACGAUUGACAGAAUAUCAUUUAAUGCAAAUUUGUAAGCAAUAUGGUGCUGUGAAACACCUAGUGUAUGUGUUUCACACUCGUGGGCCUCAAAAAGGAGAACCAAGAGGCUACUGUUUUGUAGAAUUCAGCAAUAGACAAGAAGCAGACAAAGCACGUCUCAAUCUGAAUGGUAAGAUUGCAAUUGGAAGGCAACUGAAAGUGGACUGGGCUCGACCCUCAUCAUCUGAUUCGGAGUUAAAUCCUCAACCAACCAAGCCAGAUGUGAAGCAUAUGAAUCGUAAACAAGCUGAAGACAAAAUUAGAGAGAUUGAAGCAAAGUUGAAGUCAAUGGAAGGAGACAAUCCAUUAGGAACUGAAAAAGAUGAAAAUGGUUGUGAUCAUAAACUAAAACAAAGUGAUGAGAAAAGAUAUGCUCCUUACAGCGCUACUGGUAGACCACAUGUUAACACAUGAUUGAUAGUCACUAACUACAGUAUUUAAAAUGGCUAGACAUGUAUUGUAUCAUGACAAUUAAUUAGUGUAUUGAUGGUGACAAUAAUUCUAUUUUUUGUGAUGUCUGGAACUGUUCUACUAAAGCAACUGUUUAAUCAUUAGGUAUAGCCACACAGUCUGAACUCUAUGUGUGCAAUUGCUUAUAAUUACAUGUGAGUCACACUUGAACUUGCAAUGUUAUUGUAAACUUUUCGCUGGACUUCACUCAUCUGCUUUCUUCUCUCCGCCCACUUUCCUCGUGUGCAGAGAUCAGUCUAUACGGCUCUGACUAUCUGC
Messenger RNA from Corticium candelabrum, 942 nucleotides. RefSeq names its product probable RNA-binding protein 18. The record is from RefSeq and is a predicted model, not a curated record. The coding region runs from base 1 to 627 and encodes 208 amino acids. The transcript has 6 exons. Gene Ontology annotation, molecular function: RNA binding. Lineage: Eukaryota; Metazoa; Porifera; Homoscleromorpha; Homosclerophorida; Plakinidae.